Messenger RNA from Ictalurus furcatus (blue catfish), 2422 nucleotides. RefSeq names its product SEC22 homolog C, vesicle trafficking protein (gene sec22c). The coding region runs from base 1 to 912 and encodes 303 amino acids. The transcript has 6 exons. Gene Ontology annotation, biological process: endoplasmic reticulum to Golgi vesicle-mediated transport. NCBI's taxonomy places the organism in Eukaryota, Metazoa, Chordata, Actinopteri, Siluriformes, Ictaluridae. The record is from RefSeq and is a predicted model, not a curated record.
AUGUCACUGAUCGUGUUUGUGUUGGUGGCUCGGCUCAGGGAUGGACUCCCUCUGUCCGCCUCCACCGACUUCCAGCACAGCAGAGAGCUGCAGGAGAGGAAGCAGCAGAUCCGCACCGUUUCAAAAUCGCUGAACUCGCUUCCUGAGAGAGGGAUCAUCAUGGGCCAUGAGCUCCAUAUCUACUUCUUCACGUCUGACGGCGUGGCCUACCUGAGUGUGUGUAUGUGCAGUGUGUCUGCUGCCGUGGCCUUCAGCUUCCUGGAAGAUCUUCGCUGGGAGUUCAUGGCCAGCUUCGACAGCUCAGCGGUGGCCCGGGCGUGUCGGCCGUACCCGUUCCUGGACUUCGACAGCGUGAUUCAGAAGCUGCAGCAGCACUAUAACCAGAGUGGAGGUCCUGCUCUCGGAGUCACUCUGAGCACAGUGGAGGAGGAGCUCAGCCUCAGUCCUCCUCAGGUCCUCACCAUGGACGAGAUACAGCUCAGUAACGGAGUCGCAAACGGCCACGCCGAGCAGACGGCCUCGUCGGGUCAGACUCAGAGGCUGGAGCCGGUGUCCGCUCCUGGAAUCCUGUCGCUCAUCCUCAACAUCAUGUGCGCUGCUCUCAAUCUGAUCCGGGGCGUCCACCUCAUCGAGUACACCUUCCAGGACGAUUAUGACGGAUUAUGGAACGUCGUGGCAUUUUUUGUGGCCUUCGUGUGCUGCGUUUGCCAGUGCCAGCUUUAUUUAUUCCACUCAUCCCGGAAGAAGAUCAAGUCUUUAACACUCCUCACCGCGAUCGUCCUCUGCAACGGCUUCCUGUUCGGCCUGAGGAACGUGUGGCAGCUGACCUUCCACGUGUUCGUGGCCUUCCUCUCCACCCUCCUCAUCCUCAACCGCAAACUACUGGACAGGAGCUCGGACUGUGGAGUGUGAGCUUACACACACACACACACACACACACACACACACACACACACACACACACACACACACACAGGUGGCAUCUGCUAGUGCUGCUUCUGAAAGCACAUGCGGUAGGACGUGACCCAUGAACGAUCCAUUUCCAACAGAAGACCAAAUUCCAGGACAAACAGUGGGACAAUUUCUGAAUUUUUGUAUAUUUGAGUGUUUUACAGCAUAAUACUAUUUCAUCAGUUUUAGGUCGCUAAUGAAUUUUUUUUUUCCUCACAAAUCGCUAUGAUUGUGUAGGACAUAUUCUGAAUGUAAUAAGGUUGAGAGAUUAUUAAAGGGACUUUAGGGACAAUCCUAAAUAAAUUGUAAGGUUUGUGUUAAAUAUUCAGUCAAUUUUCAAAAAGAAAAAAGUCAGAUGUAAUUUUUGUAUCAGGUAUUUAUCUACUUUUGCAUCAGGAGAUUUAAGUCAUUAUUAUUAUUAUUAUUAUUAUUAUUAUUAUUAUUUGCAUAGUUCUGAUUUCUGAUUUAUGUUAAAAAGCUGAGUCUAGAGGUCGACCGAUAGUGGAUUCAACCGAUAACUAACCUUCCGAUAACUGAUUAAUCAAAGGUUAGUUUUUAAAAUGGAUACUCAAUGAAAACAUAACACUCAAAGUAAAAUAUUACUGAACUUUAUUACAAAAAGAAACAGUACUGACUGUACCAUGAAAAUCUACUGUACUUUAAAAAAAAUAUAUAUAUGUAUAAAUAUUCAUAUAUAUGAACUAUUAAUAAAUAUUAAAGUAAGUAGCGAUAUACAUCCGAACUGAACCAAAAAGUAACACUCCAAAUAACAAAUAAAAAUAGAGACGUCCGAAACGAAUCAAAAAACACUUCUAGCAAUCGGUUUUUGGUGCCAAUUAAUCGGGUUUGUCGACCUCUAGCCCCGUCAUCACACAGUAUACGAAUUCCCAAUGACGUAUUACAGUACAUAGGACCGAGUUUACUAGCAUAUUUGUCAAAAAAUUAAUUAUUUGCACUAUUUAAUUGUUUACAAAUAAAUUUUUUCUUGGUGUAAUGCGUAGAACUAUGCUCAUUUUGUGGCUGGCAGUAUUAGCUGGUAUGUUUUAAUAGAUGUUAAUGGAGUACCGUAUUUUCUGGAGUUUACAGCAAGUUGUUUCCCCACUUGCCCCUAAAGCUGGUUAUAUGCUAUAAUCCUGGCAUUAGCCCUGCGGAACAAAAAGUCCAGGGGGUGGAGCUGAAUCUGAUCCAAAACCCCAUCUAAGCCUAAACCCCACGUAAGCCAGAUGAAAUACUGGACUUUUUAAAAACUACACUGCGUGUACAUUUGCACGUAGCAGACAUUUUUAUUGAACACGAUCAUGACUACAAUAAAAUGACUUUUAUAUGUUUUAGUUUCAAUUAACUGAAUUUACCGAACGGAAAAUACGGUACAACAUUAAUUCCAGUCUUAAAUAUUUUUUUCCAGUAACACUGACAUUGUGCUGAAUACUGAGAGUUUUAACUAGCCAUGUGCCAACAUAAUGAUGUUACA